Molecule: messenger RNA, 450 nt
Organism: Octopus sinensis (East Asian common octopus)
Lineage: Eukaryota; Metazoa; Mollusca; Cephalopoda; Octopoda; Octopodidae
Product: nucleosome-remodeling factor subunit NURF301-like
Exons: 2
Coding region: 1-450 (149 amino acids)
Source: RefSeq, a predicted model, not a curated record
AUGGAUAACUCUAUUCUACAAAUUAGACGCCAAACGUGCUGUAAUGUUAUGAAAAUGAUGUUGGAGAAAGUCGAGAGACAUGAGAAGAAUUCUCGGCGUAGAAUAUCGCAUGUUGAUUCGUCCUCAGUUCGUCAAAGAAAGAUUAUAAGUCAGCGGAUUAUGAGUCAGCUACACAAACAAAAAGAAAGUCUAAAAAGAUCUAUAAUUCGCAAGAGGACAAUGACAGAACAAAGUAUUCGACGAGAAGUCAAAUCAGAAGUUCAGAAGGCUCUUGAUAAUUCUUCACAGCCUACGACUUCCAAGAUAAAACCAGAGAAGAAGGAGGCUAGAACAGUUGAAAGGUCUUCGAAUAGACACAGUACUACCAUGGAAAAUGCUCCAAAGGACGUCGGAGAUGUGUAUUGUGUUUGUCGUACUCCAUAUGAUAAUACUAAGUAUAGUUAUUUUUAA